AUGACCAGUACGCGAGAUUCUCACUCCUAUGCUGUAAGUAUCCUCGAUGUGCAAGAAGAGAAUGAAAUCGCUAAUAUGGCCAUUGUGCAGUGUGACGAAUGCCGCUUGCGCAAGUCCAAGUGCUCCAAGGAGAAGCCAACUUGUGCGCAAUGUAGGCAGCUGAACAAGGAAUGCAAAUAUAGUCCGAAAAUUACUCGGAGCCCCCUAACGCGACAACACCUAACCUACGUGGAAGACCGUCUACAAGCUUUUGAAACAGCUCUAGGUAGACUCUUCCCAGGCGGUGAUCUGGACGCAACGGUUCGAUCACUUAUGCACGACCAUGAAGGCCCAAAACCAACUCCAUCGUCUAAAUCCUCUUCGAGACAUUCCACUCCUGCUAAAACUGAAGCCGACAGGACGGAACCUGCUCCGGAAGCCCUUCCGCAACAGGCUGAUGGAUUCGAUUGGACUGAAAACAAAAUCACCGUCGGCGAUUUGACGGAUGGCAUGGCAGCUCUAUCUAUCAAGCCGGAGGGUACAGGAUAUUUCGGGGCAUCUUCAAGUGUUGUGCCGCUUCGAGCUCUAUUGAAGCACGGAUUUGACUUGAACUUUCCGGUAGGAUCAGCAAAACCAAACGCUGGCCCGGAAGGAGUACCUUUGAAGUCUCAGCUUCUGAACACCGCGCCAUCUGGUGUGAUUGAACAAGCCUUUAUAGAUGCAUUCUUCUUGAACUACCACCGGAGCUAUCCUUUUGUGCAUGAGGCCACCUUCAGAGCUCAAUUCUAUGAACAAGCAACUCGCCGACAUGGGCAGGCGUGGCAAAUACUCUUGAACACCAUUCUAGCAUUGGGGGCGUGGAGUGUUGGAGACGAUAACUCAGACCUGGAUAUUACUUUCUACCAGGAAGCCAGAGGUCACUUGCAACGAGUGUCAGUAUUCGAAACCGGCAACCUUACUCUCGUUCAGGCAUUGCUGCUUUUGAGUAACUACGCGCAGAAGAGAAACAAGCCGAAUACUGGGUGGAACUUUCUAGGCUUGGCCGUUAGAAUGGCUAUGAGUCUUGGUCUCCACAAGGAAUUCCCAGGCUGGAAAAUAAGUCUUCUUCAGAAAGAGAUGAGGAGAAGAUUGUGGUGGGGAGUCUUUAUCUUUGAUAGCGGUGCUGCGAAGACGUUCGGUCGACCAAUUCUUCUUCCCGAGGAGAGUGUCAUGGACGCAAAGCCUGUUCUCAAUAUCCAGGAUGAUGCCCUGACCGCGUCAACGACAACACUGCCCCCAGAAGUCAACGGUCCAACUAUUUACUCCGGAAUGAUCGCUCAGGCUAGAUUCCAUCUGCUCACAAACAGCGUCUACCAGCGCCUCAUCUCCACGCCGCCUCUUACCCCUGAAGAGACACGAAGUCUCCAAAAACCGUUGGAGGAAUGGUACAACGGUCUUCCCGAUUAUUUCAAGCAGCCAAGCUUUACAUCGGAAUCCGAUCCUUUUGCUUUGGUUCGAAACCGGCUUAUGUGGCGACACUGGAACCUCCGGGUUCUUCUGUAUAGACCAAUCCUCCUUCGCUGGGCUUCAAGGCGAUGGACACCUAGUUCAUCUAAUGAACCGGAAGAUCCUCUUGAAGCCGAAUGUAGAAUGCUGUGUCUUCGAAAUGCGCGGUUGACCAUCUCCUCAAUCAGCGAUUUCAUGAGCAACUAUCUCUGCACGAGAAUAGGAGCAUGGUAUAUGCUCUACUUCUUGUUUCAAGCUGGUGUCAUCCCUAUCAUCUUGCUUAUGACAGACCCUACCAGCACAGAUGCCCCAGCUUGGCUUCAGGACAUCGAAGCUACUAAAAACCUCUUAUUGCAUCCCUCACUGAGUAGUAACCGGCUUGCAGCUCGUUGUCUGCAAGUCAUUAAUCGGCUUUGCUCGCCUGCAUACACCAGUGCUACUGCUGAUAGGCCACCAGGUCAGCCGCCUAUUUUGAUGCAGUUUCCUGACCAGCUGUUUAACGACCCGGCCUUCGGUGCUAUGUUUCCGGAUGUCGACCAGGAACUGAACUUAGGCGGGAUGGACUUUUCUGAUUGGGUCAAUUACACACCACAGGCCGAGUUUCCUUGA
Aspergillus bombycis is the source of this 2073-nucleotide messenger RNA. Its product is annotated as putative C6 transcription factor (Gal4). Lineage: Eukaryota; Fungi; Ascomycota; Eurotiomycetes; Eurotiales; Aspergillaceae. Bases 1 to 2073 code for a protein of 690 amino acids. Gene Ontology annotation, cellular component: nucleus. The transcript has 5 exons. Gene Ontology annotation, molecular function: zinc ion binding; RNA polymerase II cis-regulatory region sequence-specific DNA binding; DNA-binding transcription factor activity, RNA polymerase II-specific. Gene Ontology annotation, biological process: DNA-templated transcription; positive regulation of transcription from RNA polymerase II promoter by galactose. The record is from RefSeq and is a predicted model, not a curated record.